Molecule: messenger RNA, 957 nt
Organism: Oppiella nova
Lineage: Eukaryota; Metazoa; Arthropoda; Arachnida; Sarcoptiformes; Oppiidae
Source: the annotation of a GenBank genome assembly
AUGAAGGUAUAUAUAAAAAGCUAUGAGAAAGUGGUACCACUUAUACCAGUCAUUGAGUCGCCGACUGUCCGGGAAAUACCGAAAUCUCCAGAUCUGCCGAACGUAUUGUUCGUUGGCAUCGAUUCGGUGUCGAGACUGCAGUUCGACCGACACUUUCCCAUCACUGCCCGCAAUGUCAUCAGUGGACAGGGAUUUCACACAAUGUAUGGCUAUAACAAAGUGGCCGACAAUACCUUCCCAAACCUCACACCACUCCUCACCGGACUUUAUGUCGAAAACCUCUGGAAUGAGACAAUGAACGCACAGUUUGACUACUUUCCCUUCAUAUGGAAAGGGUUCGCCGACCCCCCGACUGACUACUAUCUCAGACCUUACUACCUGGCCAUGGACUCUAAUACUAAGGAUUAUUGCUACUUGGGUCGAGUGGAACUGGAGGUAUAUUACGAGUAUUUGUUGGGCUUUAUCCGUGCAAUGAAUGCCAGAAAACAGAAGUACUUUGCGUUUCAUUUCAUGGCUCGACUCACACACGAUAUCCUCAAUAAUGUCGGAUAUUUUGAUGCCAUUAUUGAUAGACUUUUUGGACAAUUAUUUGCCGAGAAUUUGGUGUCGAAUACAGUAAUCGUGUUCUUCUCAGACCACGGGUUGAGGUUCGGAGACAUACGACAGACACUGUCGGGAAGAUACGGUUCCCGCAAUCUGACGAUCAAUGAGCACCGACUUACCACUCCUUUCGACAUACACUCAACGCUUAGGCAUAUACUCGAAGGUAAACCCAAUACUACUUUAAAAUAUGGGUUAUCCCUAUUGGAGGAGAUCCCAUACGAUAGGAGCUGUGAUAGUAUACCCGUAUUAGAGCACUGGUGUGUCUGUCAUAUAAGUCGACGCAUACAUGACUUACACAGCGUUAGACCUAUGGCUGAGUUUGUGGUCACAAAACUCAAUGACUUACUGCACGAC